AUGCGCGAAAGAAUGCCUUUACAGCAGGACCUUCAAUUCGCACUCCUCAGCAGACAGUCAACAAUGCAGGAUGGCAAUGAUUUCGAGGACGACCCUUCCUACGUGCCGAAUCACAACGAAUUGCAGUACACAACAGAUGCUUCCAUGCAACACCCCAUGGCCUCUGAUAUGACUGGUGGCCUCGCUGCGAGCCUCGACACUGCACUCUCCCUUGGGUACCAGGAUGGAUCGGGACACAUGUGGACAGCAAAUACUAUGACGCCCCUACAAACGGCUUUUGAUCAGUCAAGCGAUCUGCAUCUCAUUCAUUCAGCGCAAGUUUCGCCGGUGUUAGGUGAUUUCUACGGCAAUCGAAGAUCAUCUGCGGGAAGCGUACAAGACCACGCGGAAUGGCAGGAGAAAGCCCGGAACGAGCGACGUAAAGUCCAGAAUCGUGCUGCUCAGAGGGCGUACAGGGAACGAAAGGAGAAGGCUUUGGCAGACAUGCGAGAUCUUCUGGAUCGAAAGGAAUCUCAAUUUCAGGCCCUUCGGAAAGAUCACGAGGAACUUCAACAGAAAUACGAAAAUCUUGUACAGCUACGAGAAUCGUCAACGCCGUCGACCUGCAAUCCUAGGAAUCUCUUCAAAACACAGAAUAGCGACGACAGCUUACCACAGUCCGUCCCAGAGCAGGAAGAGGGGUGA
Cyphellophora attinorum is the source of this 684-nucleotide messenger RNA. RefSeq lists its product as uncharacterized. The transcript has 2 exons. Gene Ontology annotation, biological process: regulation of DNA-templated transcription. The record is from RefSeq and is a predicted model, not a curated record. The coding region runs from base 1 to 684 and encodes 227 amino acids. Lineage: Eukaryota; Fungi; Ascomycota; Eurotiomycetes; Chaetothyriales; Cyphellophoraceae. Gene Ontology annotation, molecular function: DNA-binding transcription factor activity.